Molecule: messenger RNA, 1407 nt
Organism: Penicillium argentinense
Lineage: Eukaryota; Fungi; Ascomycota; Eurotiomycetes; Eurotiales; Aspergillaceae
Gene: ppt1
Product: protein serine/threonine phosphatase PPT1
Exons: 5
Coding region: 1-1407 (468 amino acids)
Cellular component (GO): cytosol; nucleus
Molecular function (GO): protein serine/threonine phosphatase activity; protein binding
Source: RefSeq, a predicted model, not a curated record
AUGGCUUCAGACAAAGAGGCGGCCAACGCACUCAAGCUGCAAGGUAACAAAGCUGUCACAAGCCACGACUGGCCCAUGGCUCUCGAUUUUUACAAUCAAGCCAUUGAGAAGUACGACCAGGAACCGUCCUUCUUUUGCAACCGAGCGCACGCUCAAAUAAAACUCGAAGCUUUUGGAUUUGCCGUUGCGGAUGCUACCAGUGCUUUGGAAUUGGACCCGAACUACGUCAAGGCGUACUGGAGACGUGCUCUGGCCAACACCGCUACGCUGAACUACAAGGCGGCCCUGAAGGAUUUUAAGGCCGUAGUCAAGCGCGAACCCAACAACCAAAAUGCCAAGUUGAAGCUUGCGGAAUGCGAGAAGCUCGUCCGCCGCUUGGAAUUCGAGAAGGCUAUUGAGGGCUUGGAUAUCGAUGCGAUCAAGGUGGACGAUGACUAUGACGGUGUGCGACUCGGCGACGAGAUGACGCAGGAAUUCAUUGAUGAUAUGGUGGAGCGGUUCAAGAACGGCAAGAAAAUCCACCGCAAAUACGUUUUUCAAAUCAUCAAGGCUGUCAAGGACCUGGUAUAUAACGAGCCGACUAUGGUGGAGAUCGGCGUUGAUGCUGGUAAGAAGCUGACUGUCUGCGGUGAUACUCAUGGCCAAUUCUUUGAUCUGCUGGAGAUCUUCCGCCGCAAUGGUGCCCCGUCUGAUACCCACUCCUAUCUGUUCAACGGUGAUUUCGUUGAUCGUGGCUCAUGGUCCACCGAGAUUGCCCUGCUCCUGUAUGCCUACAAGUGGUUGCGCCCCAACGGUCUGUUCCUGAAUCGCGGCAACCACGAGACAGAUGACAUGAACAAGGUCUAUGGAUUUGAGGGCGAGUGCAAGGCCAAGUACAAUGAGCGAGUCUUCAAGGUCUUCUCCGAGUCCUUCUCCGCUCUGCCGCUGGCCACCCUGAUUGGCGACAAAUACCUGGUCCUGCACGGCGGUCUCUUCUCCGAUGACAAGAUCACCCUUGACGACAUUCGCAAACUGAACCGCCACAACCAACGACAGCCCGGCCAGCAGGGCCUGAUGAUGGAGAUGCUUUGGACUGAUCCGCAGACUGCCCCCGGCCGCGGACCCAGCAAGCGUGGUGUCGGUUUGCAAUUUGGCCCUGAUAUCACUAAGCAAUUCUGUGAGAACAACGGCCUCGAGGCAAUUAUCCGUUCCCACGAGGUGCGCAUGGAGGGUUAUGAGGUUGAGCACGAUGGCCGCUGUAUCACCGUAUUCUCUGCGCCGAAGUACUGCGACUCGACAGAGAACAAGGGCGCCUAUAUCAAUAUCGGUCCUGAGCUGAAGCUCGCGUACGAGGUGUUUGAGGCUGUCCCGCACCCCGAUAUUAAGCCCAUGGCCUACGCGCAGAACUCGAUCCUCUCCCAGAUGUGA